Messenger RNA from Punctularia strigosozonata HHB-11173 SS5, 1629 nucleotides. Its product is annotated as cytochrome P450. The coding region runs from base 1 to 1629 and encodes 542 amino acids. The record is from RefSeq and is a predicted model, not a curated record. Gene Ontology annotation, molecular function: heme binding; iron ion binding; oxidoreductase activity, acting on paired donors, with incorporation or reduction of molecular oxygen. NCBI's taxonomy places the organism in Eukaryota, Fungi, Basidiomycota, Agaricomycetes, Corticiales, Punctulariaceae. The transcript has 12 exons.
AUGUCCACCCUGCUCGUCGUUGGGCUCUUUCUUCUGCUAUGGUCGAUGUGGUCGAUGUACCGCAGAUUGGUAACCAAGUCCAUCCUCCGCAAUCUUCCUAGAUUGCCUGUCGCGGGCUUCUUGCAGGGAAACCUCGCAGACAUCCUUGAUCCCAUCGCGGGCAUGGAGAAGCAAGAGCUAUGUGCCAAACUCGGCAGUAUUGUUCAAUUCAACGGCUUUAUCGGAGAUGAGCAGCUCUACGUUACCGACCCCCGCGCGCUGCAGCACAUCCUUAUAAGGGAUGAGGGUAAAUUCGAAGAACUGAGAUCUGUUGUCGGGUUCACGUUGUUAAACUUUGGUCGCUCGCUUCCGUCUUUGGAAGGCGCAGCGCACCGAGCGCAACGAAAAAUCAUGCUUCCUCACUUUUCCACCACCAACAUACGAAGUCUCAGCUCUGUCUUCCUUGAUGUAGCCAAUGAGCUCCGUGUUACGAUCUUAGACGGCGUCGAUGGUGGUGCGAUUGAAAUCGACAUGUACCACCAGCUGUCCCGCGCCUCGCUCGAGAUGAUUGGCAGAGCAGGCAUAGGUUAUACGUUCGGCGUCUUUGACCAGAGCAUGGAGGAAAACGAAUUCAGCCAUACCUUCGUUAAACUGCUGCAAGCCACUUGGCCGUUCAUGCCGGUUCUCGGAUUAGUGGCUUACGUCCGGUCUGGUAUAGUCUCCACGGUUAUGCGCUAUUGCGUCGACCUCCUUUCCGUGAGGUUCCGCAGCAUUCGAGACUAUCGAGAUGUGGUGGACGCUUUACAUAAGUAUACGACGGACAUUUAUCAGAAGAGGCAGAUGAUGCUAGAAACCGGCCAAGGUAGCGAGGACGUCACUUCCGACAUUUACACGAAGCUCGUCGAGGCGAACAAUGAGCUCCCCGAGAACAUGCGUAUGCCGCCAGAGGUGCUCAUUUCCGAGAUUGGUAAUAUCCUAUUUGCCGGGACCGAUACCACGAGCAGCGCGCUCGCCAGAUCCUUCGAAAUGUUGGCCUUGCAUCAAGACGUCCAACAGUGUCUUCGAGACCAGCUCAUCGCCACCUUUCCUGAGGACAGCCCGAUCGACUACGACGCGCUCUCCUCGCUUCCCUACCUCGACGCGGUGGUGAAAGAGGUCCUGCGACUGCACCCCCCGAUCCACAUGUGGCACAGGAAUGCACGUGAAGACGCGAUCCUUCCCCUUCAUUUCCCUGCCGUCGGUACGGACGGGAAGGAGAUCGACGAGGUCCCCGUGAGGAAGGGUCAGAGCGUGCUGCUAGGUAUUGCGGGGUGCAAUAGAGACGAACGGAUUUGGGGACCGGAUGCGGGGGAGUUUAAUCCUGCGAGGUGGAUGGAGGGCUUGCCGGAAGGCGUGUCCAAGGCGCAGGUCCCGGGUAUAUACGCAAACUUGAUGACUUUCCUCAGCGGAUCCAGGGGAUGCCUGGGCUUCAAGUUUGCAGAGAUCGAGAUGAAGGCCGUGAUCGCCUUGUUGGUGCGCGAGUUCGUUUUCUAUCCUCCUAAGGACCGAAUCGUGUGGAAACUGUCUUUCGUGAACUCACCUUGCACGGAAGGGAAGGAGAACGAAUCCGCUCGCAUGCCGCUGCGCGUCCAGCGAUUCAAUCGGGCAUGA